This is a messenger RNA of Stegastes partitus (bicolor damselfish), 1899 nucleotides long. It is a transcript of the gene etv7, whose product is annotated as ETS variant transcription factor 7. Gene Ontology annotation, cellular component: nucleus. The coding region runs from base 201 to 1406 and encodes 401 amino acids. Gene Ontology annotation, biological process: regulation of transcription by RNA polymerase II; cell differentiation. NCBI's taxonomy places the organism in Eukaryota, Metazoa, Chordata, Actinopteri, Pomacentridae. The record is from RefSeq and is a predicted model, not a curated record. The transcript has 9 exons. Gene Ontology annotation, molecular function: DNA-binding transcription factor activity, RNA polymerase II-specific; sequence-specific DNA binding.
UCAUUUCCCGGAAGGCUCGAAUGUGAAAAUAGUAGAGUGUUUAUUUCUUCUGAAUUUUCAUUUAGAAUGGAGUUUGCCGAGGUGUGAGCUCGACUUGUUUUCAUUUAUUGGACUAAGUGUGCGUCUGCUUAAGAGGAAAUAUUGUUUUUGUGUGUGUGUGUGUGUGUGUGUGUGCGGUCGGCCACUUAAAGGACGUUUCCAUGGCCAGCGUUUCCCCUUCACCUUUGAUCAAGCAAGAAACCAGAGCAAGCAGUCCCACAUCUGCAAUGCAAAGCAGUCAAAUCAAUGUUCCUCCCAGCAUGCAUCGCUCCCCACCUAACCGGGCUCCUGUGGUCAGUCCUUCCGCCCAGGAGGACCUGUGGCAUCUACCUGGACGGCUGAGAAUAAACCCUUCCCUGUGGGACAAGGAGGACGUGGCCCACUGGCUCUACUGGGCUCAGAAGGAGUACUCGCUGCGCCGGCCGGAGAAAGGACACUUUGAGAUGAACGGCAGAGCCUUGUGCCUGCUCACCAAGGAGGACUUUAGACGUCGCUGUCCCAGCUCAGGUGAUGUUCUCUACGAGAUCCUUCAGUGUGUGAAACAACAAAGGAGGAGCAUCGUCUCCGAUCCCCCGUCUCCGUCUGGGCACAUUCAGGGACAAGACAGCAGCCAGACACUCACUCACACUGGGAAAGAGCCACAGUGUCCCACAGCUGACGACACCCCAGCUUCCCCCAUUCUCACCACUGCAGCUGUCGUAGCCACAGUGAGCAGCCAGCCGGAGCUCUUGUCACCUUUCAGAAUUCACCCCGUCUUUUUCACUCGUUGUGCUCCACUCACACACAAUAACGGAUCAGCGGCCGGCUCCACGUUGCCUCAAAGCCAAAUUCGGUGUCCUCCUCAAACAGAGAACGUCGUCCAGGAGCCUCUUAACCUUUCCAGUCGAGAGAAACCAAGGAGCCCACUGCACAAAGCCAACGGCCGCAUCCCAGAGUGCCGACUCCUGUGGGACUAUGUGUAUCAGCUGCUGUGUGAUGACCGUUACCAAGAAUACAUCCGAUGGGAAGAGCCGGAGCGGCUGGUGUUCAGGGUGGUGGACCCAAACGGACUGGCACGUCUCUGGGGGAACCACAAGAAUCGAGACAACAUGACCUACGAGAAAAUGUCCCGUGCUUUGCGCCACUACUACAAGCUCAACAUCAUCAAAAAAGAGAGAGGACAAAAGCUCCUCUUCAGGUUUCUGAAACUCCCACAGGACAUCAAGAAACAGCAGGUUGACACCAGUGCGUCCCCCGAGCACACGCCACCUCAGGAUGGAGACUUUGCAGACAGCAGUCCUAUACAUGACUUCAGUGAGGACCGAUUUGAGGUUUCACCUGAUCGGGCAUCUCCGCAGCCUCUCCUAGCUGGGGAUCCAGUCAGAUAGGAAAUCAAUUAUGGAUAAAAUUCCCUAAUUACAACACAAAUUAUAAUAAAUAGGAGCUUGUGGUGUAUUUAUGCUGUGGUUUCAGCUUCCAAAAAAUAGCCUCUGCAUGUACAGGUUGAACAAAAUGCACUCUUAGACGUAGGAUUGGAAACAUUUAUAACUGUGAGAUCGCUUUUUGUUUCGCUGUGAAUCAAUACGUGUACAUAUGACUGUGAUCUGGAUAAACACUAACGAUAAGGGACAAGGAAAACUGUGAAAGACAUCACAUACAUAUCUAUCCAGCUGAAUGAUUAUCAGCAGAACUUAUUUUUUUCAGGCUUGCUUUUCAUAAUCACAGUACAGUUAACAUGCUUAUUUUCAUAAACUAUACAAGUCGUUCUGGUACGGUUAAAAAUGAGUUCAAGUUGUUCUAGUUGAAGUGCAGAUUGUUGUUUGGGAGAGUGAAGCAGGAGUGUUUGGUUUUGUUCUCAUAAAGACGUGUGUUGCAGUUUGA